UGUACCAGUUCCGUUCACAAGUUGCUAUCGUUAUCAAUUAUCAAUCUGAUAAUAUGUUAAAAAUGAUAACUCAAACAAAACACCAUUCUUUUCCGAAGAUGAAAGAAAAAAUGCCUCCAUUCAAACGUAAGAAAUCGACGGUAAAAAAUUUUCCUGUCAAAGCGUGCACAUUAGAUGCCGAAUUAGAAUUUAACCUAGAGUUGAAGGCAACGGGCCGAGAUCUUUAUGACUUGGUUUGUCGUACUAUUGGGUUACGUGAAACGUGGUAUUUUGGUUUGCAAUAUGAAGAUUCUAAAGGGCACAUUGCAUGGCUGAAAUUGGAUAAAAAGGGUAUGCUCUCAGGGUUUGGUUUUAUUAAAUUAAAAUAUAAUUCUAUUUGGCAUUUAGUUCACGAUCAAGGAAUUCCUCAACAAACAACUAUGCCAUUUAUGUUUCUUGCUAAAUUUUAUCCUGAAGAAGUAGCUGAAGAACUUGUACAAGAAGUUACUCAACAUUUAUUUUUUUUACAAGUUAAUCGUGCCAUUUUAGCUAUGGAUAUUUACUGUCCUCCCGAAGCAUCAGUGUUGUUAGCAUCUUAUGCAGUUCAAGCAAAAUUUGGAGAUUAUGAUGAAGGAACCUAUAAACCAGGAAUGCUUGCCAGUGAAGAAUUAUUACCUCAAAGAGUAAUUGAUCAAUAUCAAAUGACAGCAGAAAUGUGGGAAGAACGGAUUAAAGUCUGGUAUGCUGACCAUCGAGGAAUGUCUAGAGAUGAGGCUGAAAUUGAAUACUUGAAAAUUGCUCAAGAUUUAGACAUGUAUGGUGUUAAUUAUUUUCCCAUUAGUAACAAAAAAGAUACAGACUUAUGGUUAGGAGUUACAUCUUUGGGAUUAAAUAUUUAUGAAAAAGAGAACAAAUUAACUCCAAAAACAACAUUCCAAUGGUCUGAAAUCAGACAUGUUAGUUUUGAUGAUAAAAAAUUUACCAUUAAACCUGUUGAUAAGACAUCACCAAAUUUUGUGUUUUAUUCACACAAAGUUCGAAUGAAUAAAUUGAUUUUAGAUCUAUGUAUAGGAAAUCAUGAUCUCUUUAUGAGAAGACGUAAACCAGAUUCGAUGGAAGUUCAACAAAUGAAAACGCAAGCAAAAGAAGAAAAAUCUAGACGACAAAUUGAACGUAAUAAAUUAGCACGAGAAAAACAACUUAGAGAAAUUGCUGAAAAAGAAAAGGCAAUUAUGGAACAACGGUUAAUGCAAUAUCAAGAAGAAAUCCGUUUAGCAAAUGAAGCAUUAAGGAGAUCUGAAGAGACUGCUGAUCUUUUAGCUGAAAAGUCUCGUGUAGCAGAAGAAGAAGCUAUGUUAUUGGGCCAAAAAGCUUCUGAAGCUGAACAUAAAAUUACACAAUUCCGUUUAACUGCACUUAAAACUGAAGAAGAAAAAGUUAGUCUUGAACGAAAAACACGAGAAGCUGAACAAUUAACUGCACGACUUGUAGAUGAAUCAGAAAGGCGAGCAGCUGAAGCAAAUAAACUUAAAGAAGAAUUGCUUAGAGCACGUGUAGCUGAAAAACAAGCGAAAGAAAAAUUACUAGAGUUCCUUUCUAGAAAUGCUUAUAUUAAUACUAGUGUUUCAAGUUUGUAUUCAGUGUCUAGUAAUUCAGUACUAGACGUUCCUGCUGAUCUGCAUGCAUUAAGAUUAAAUGCUAAUUCACCAACAUUGUCACUUACCCAUUCUCCUCCACCUGUCCUUGCAGAUCAUCAUUUACCAUCUUAUGAUUUUAUCGCUGAUAAUGAUAUGGAACAAUUAUCAUUAGAAAUAGAAAAAGAAAGAGUUCAGUAUUUAGAGAAAAGCAAACAUCUUCAGGAUCAAUUAAGAGACUUAAAAACUGAAAUAGAAGUACUUAAAGUUGAUGAAAAACAGUGCGAGUUAGAUAUGUUACACGAUGAACAAGUACGACUCGGAGAGAACAAAUAUUCUACACUAAAAAAAGUGAAAUGUGGAUCAACAAAAGCCCGUGUUGCAUAUUUUGAGGAGUUAUGACAAAUUGUAAU
Messenger RNA from Sipha flava (yellow sugarcane aphid), 2026 nucleotides. RefSeq names its product merlin (gene Mer). Gene Ontology annotation, molecular function: cell adhesion molecule binding; actin binding. Gene Ontology annotation, cellular component: plasma membrane; cytoskeleton; filopodium. NCBI's taxonomy places the organism in Eukaryota, Metazoa, Arthropoda, Insecta, Hemiptera, Aphididae. The transcript is spliced from 12 exons. Gene Ontology annotation, biological process: regulation of cell shape; positive regulation of early endosome to late endosome transport; regulation of gliogenesis. The record is from RefSeq and is a predicted model, not a curated record. The coding region runs from base 54 to 2015 and encodes 653 amino acids.